AAACUCCUCUGCUGUACCUUGGUUCAUUCACAACGACGCCACUCUGGAUUACCACCACCACAGCCUCUGUAGGGAAGCUCCUACCUCGGGUUGCAAACAGCUGGUUGUUCACCUCACUAACCUGACUUAUACAAUGAAAAUGUCCGCAGCGGAGAUCAGCCAGAUCCUCAAGGAAGGAGAGCUGGAGAAGAGGAGCGACAACCUGCUCCAGUUCUGGAAGAGGAAGACGUGCGUCCUGACCACGGACAGCCUCAACAUCUACGCGGACACGCAGAAGAAGCGCACCAGAAGCAAGGAGCUCAAACUGCAGUCCAUCAAGAAAGUGGACUGCGUGGAGCGGACCGGCAAGUUCGUCUACUUCACCAUCGUGACCACGGACAAUAAGGAGAUCGAUUUCCGCUGCUCCGGAGAGGAGAACUGCUGGAACGCGGUGAUCACCAUGGCGCUGAUCGAUUACCAGAACAGAAAGGCGAUAGAGGACUUUAAGACAAGGCAGGACAACGAGAGCGCGUCGCCAGGACAACAGGAGAGGCGCAUGGCGAGGGCUCCUUGAGGAGCCGCGGUGCAUCACGGGGACUCCAGGCUGUUAACCACUCCUAAUAUGUGUCAAAACGGACCAUACAGAAAUAUUACGCGGACCAAAAGGAAGACGAGGUCAUCCGGUCCAGAAGAGAUGAAGGAUUGCACGGGGACUGAGCUCUCGGAGAGAGGGGGGGACAUCUGAUCCAACCUGACAGACGGAGAGAUUUACAGAAGCUCCACACACACAGGACCGAACUCUUGAAUUGUCAAAAGUAUUUCAAGUUUGCUCUCCUGGGAGGAAUAUGACUCCUAAAACCAUGAUGUUAAUUUAUUUGUUUCCAGGAUUACUGGCAAACAGCUUGUUCUUGUUUAAAUUAUUUACUAUUUUAAUAUGUGUGUUGAGUGUGUAUUUAUUUGAAUAAAUAUUCCUGCAUUUUUUGACAUAA
Molecule: messenger RNA, 968 nt
Organism: Sebastes umbrosus (honeycomb rockfish)
Lineage: Eukaryota; Metazoa; Chordata; Actinopteri; Perciformes; Sebastidae
Gene: phlda2
Product: pleckstrin homology-like domain, family A, member 2
Exons: 2
Coding region: 134-553 (139 amino acids)
Biological process (GO): positive regulation of apoptotic process
Molecular function (GO): phosphatidylinositol phosphate binding
Source: RefSeq, a predicted model, not a curated record